UGUCCUACGCCAUCGCCUUCCCGCAGGACUUCCAGGGGCUGCUGGACACGUACUGCGUCAGGAGGAGCGGCUUGCCGAAUUUCUGUGCCGUGGCACUGGCGCUGCACCAGCUGGGGUACCAGGCUAUCGGGGUGCGCCUGGACAGCGGGGACCUGGCCCAGCAAUCCAAGGAGAUGCGCCGAGUGUUCCGAGCCUGCGGCGCUCACUUUCAGGUGCCCUGGUUUGAGACCAUCCCUAUCGCUGUCAGCAAUGACAUCAGCGAGCAGAGCCUGGAGAAGUUCAGCCAGGAGGGGAAUGAGAUCAACAUCAUCGGCAUCGGGACACACCUGGUGACAUGUCCCCUGCAGCCGUCGCUGGGCUGCGUUUACAAGCUGGUGGAGGUCAAUGGCUCCCCAUGCCUGAAACUCACAGAAGAGGAGGAGAAGAUGACGAUCCCAGGGACUAAGACGUUCUAUCGGCUCUAUGACGCUGCCGGUCAUCCCUUCAUGGACCUCAUGGCUCUGGAGGAGGAGCCCUCGCCCAGCGCAGGGCAGGAGCUGGCAGUCCACGUCCUGGGGCGGCUUGGCGAGGCCAGCAAGGUCAUGCCCACCACCGUGGAGCCCCUCCAUUGCACGUACUUCAGAGAUGGCCAGGUGUGUGAGCCGCUGCCCAGCCUGCCAGAGGUGAGGACCCACGCGCAGGCGUCCCUCAGCCUGCUCAACCCCAUUCAUCGACGGCUCCAUGAGCCGCAGCCCUACCCGGUGGCCAUGACAGAGAGGUUGCACUGCCUCCUCACCGAGCUGAGGCAGGCCAGCCAGUGA
Molecule: messenger RNA, 800 nt
Organism: Pelecanus crispus (Dalmatian pelican)
Lineage: Eukaryota; Metazoa; Chordata; Aves; Pelecaniformes; Pelecanidae
Source: RefSeq, a predicted model, not a curated record